Molecule: messenger RNA, 336 nt
Organism: Ramularia collo-cygni
Lineage: Eukaryota; Fungi; Ascomycota; Dothideomycetes; Mycosphaerellales; Mycosphaerellaceae
Exons: 1
Coding region: 1-336 (111 amino acids)
Source: RefSeq, a predicted model, not a curated record
AUGUCCGUUGCACCCUCUGCUGAGCUUGACCCUACCGCUGCAACACUUCUAGCCGAGCGUCAUCUACCAGCAGCAAAGGGCGACGACGACGACAACGAGUUCGGAGACGUGGACGAAGCUGCAAUGCUGUUUCUCGACGGCGGGGACACCCAGGCUUUUGAAGACGACGAUGACUUUUCCGCGCCCGCCGUCGGUGAGGUAGGUUUCGUCUCCAGCUACCAAUAUCCUAGCCAGCCUUGGUACUACGACUACAACGUUGGCUCUUCGAUGCUGCUUGGCCCAGAGCACAUCGAAGUCUCGCAGUCCCUCGACGAAGAUCUUUCACACCAGAUCUGA